This is a messenger RNA of Passer montanus (Eurasian tree sparrow), 2843 nucleotides long. It is a transcript of the gene ANKRD24, whose product is annotated as ankyrin repeat domain 24. The transcript is spliced from 19 exons. The coding region runs from base 324 to 2711 and encodes 795 amino acids. NCBI's taxonomy places the organism in Eukaryota, Metazoa, Chordata, Aves, Passeriformes, Passeridae. Gene Ontology annotation, molecular function: actin binding. The record is from RefSeq and is a predicted model, not a curated record.
GGCAGGGGGUGUUUGGGAUGGGCAGGGGGUGCCAACCAUCCGAGCCCAGCCCUCCCCAGGCACCUCCAGCACCCCCGGCCGUGUCCCCUGUCCCCAAACACAGCCCGGCCCGGCCCCCCCGGCUGCCCGGGGCUGUAACCGCAGCCGCGGCCGUAACACAAUCCCCGGCUCCGGUUCCCGGCUGCGGGCGCUGCGCUGGGAGCGGCAGGACGGGCUGGGAGCAGCGGGAUCGGGGGCGCCGAGCUGUCCCCAGGCAGGGACAAACCCUCCUGGAGCGUGGCCAUCCCCCCCAGCAGCUGCCGCAGGGCUGAGGCCGAGCCACCAUGAAGAGCCUGAAGGCCAGGUUCAGGAAGGCAGAUAGCCAGGACUGGACCAAGAACGACGAGAAGCUGCUGCAGGCCGUGGACUACAACGAUGCCGGGCGGGUCACGUCGCUCCUGCUCCGCAAGGGCCUGGUGCCCACCAAGCUGGACUCGGAGGGCAAAUCCGCGUUCCACCUGGCUGCCACGCGGGGCAACGUGGACUGCCUGGAAGCAAUGCUGGCCCACGGCGUGGAUGCCAUGACCAAGGACAGCUCGGGUUACACUGCCCUGCACUUGGCCUCCAAGCACGGCCACCCUCAGUGUGUCAGCAAACUGCUGCAGGCCUCCUGCCCCGUGGACGUGGCCGAUGGCAGUGGCCGGACCGCGCUGCACCUGGCGGCUGCCAGCGGCUGCAUCUCCUGCUCCGAGAUCCUCUGUGACUUCAAGGCUCCCUUGAACAGCAAGGACAAGGACGGCUCCACGCCGCUGAUCCUGGCUGCCAAGAUGAGCCACUCGGAGCUGUGCCGGUACCUGCUGCACCGCGGCGCCGCCGUGAACUGCCGGGACCUGCAGGGCAGGACAGCCCUGAUGCUGGCCUGCGAGAGCGGCAGCGUGGACACCGUGGAGGUGCUGGUCAGCGCCGGUGCCCGCGUGGCCGUGGUGGACGCCACCGGCCACGACGCCGCGCACUACGGGCUGGCCACGGGCAAUGCCCUCAUCCAGCACCUGCUGCAGGAGGCGGCCCAGCGCCGCUCCUGGGCCAGCGAAGAGGAGUCAACUGAGCAGGCGUCGCAGACGUCUUCGCCCAGCCAGUCAUCUGUCAGGGAGAAGAGCAGCACCCCGAGGAAGAGGAAGGCCCCUCUGCCUCCCCUGGGCACCCCCAGCCAGGAGGACCGGGAUGCCUACGAGGAGAUCGUGCGGCUGCGGCAGGAGAGGGCCCAGUUCCUGCAGAAGAUCCGGGGCUUGGAGCAGCAGGAGAAGCAGAGACGGGAGCGGGCGGAGCUGGAUGAGGCCUCCCUGCGCUCCAUGGAGAAACGGAUCCAGGAGCUGGAGGAGCGGCUGGUGGCACGGGACGGGGAGAAGGAGAAGCUGGGCAAGGAGGUGGAGGCUCUGCGGAGCCGCCUGUCCUCGAUGGAGAAUGAGAAGGAGAACACGAGCUAUGACAUUGAGACGCUGCAGGACGAGGAGGGAGACCCACUUGAGUUCCCAGGAGCAGAGAUGCUGCUAUCCAAGAAGACGCUGAGCCCCUCGGCCGAGGAGCUGCUGGCCACACUCCAGGGGCAGGUGCAGUCCCUGACCGUGCAGAACAAGGAGCUGAGGGAGAAAAUCCAGGUGCUGGAGAACUUCGAGCGGGAUGAGAGCAGCCCCCCUGCCCAGGGGGACGUGGUGCCCGCCAGUCUGUACCAGGCCCUGCAGCGGGAGCUGGAGCGGCUGCGGGCGCAGGGCAGGGAGGCCGCGGCGCGGGCCGGGGGGGACGGGCAGCGUGCUGCCUCGGAGCCCAUCCCGGAGGGAACCGCGGGGCCGCGUCCCGCCGAGGAGCCGGCCUGGGCCUGGGCCGAGUGCAAGGCGGCGCUAGGCGAGCUGGGGGUGCAGCCAUCCUCCUCCUCCUCACCCUCCGGCGAGCGGGAGCCGGGCGCGGAGCUGGCGGAGGCGCGGGCGGCCCUGAAGCGGGCACAGACCGAGCUGGAGGAGCGGGAGCGGCGGCUGAAGGAGCUGCAGGCCCGGCUGGAGGCCGCGGAGGCUGCGGCCUCGCCGGGAGCCUCUGUGGAGGAGGCGUCGCGGGAGAAGGAAGCACUGCUGCAGCGCUGCGGGCGCGCCGAGGCCGAGGCCGAGGCGCUGCGGCGGGAGCUGCAGCACGAGGCGGCCGAGGCCGGGCUGCGGGCGGAGGCGGCGGCGCUGGCGCAGCGGCUGCAGGAGCUGGAGCGGCGGCACGAGAAGACGUGCGAGGAGGUGUUCCGCGUGCAGCGGCAGGCGCUGUUCAUGAAGAGCGAGCGGCAGGCGGCCGAGGACAGGCUGGGCGCCGCGCAGAAGCAGCUGGAGCAGGCCCAGGACGAGGCGCGGCGGCUGCGGGAGCUCCACGGCCACGCCGAGGAUGCGGCACGGCUGGUCAGGGACAGGGACAGGAAGAUCACGGAGCUCUCCAAGGAGGUUUUCAGGCUGAAGGAAGCCCUGAACGCCCUCCCCGAGUCGGGGGGGCCCCCACAAUCCCCACCCAACACGGCCACACUCCAGGCGCGGAUCCGGGCGCUGGAGGAGAAGCUGGAGGAGACAGAGACGAGGCACAGCAAGGUGGUGACGCUCUACCGGAGCCACCUGCUCUAUGCUGUGCAGGGCCACAUGGACGAGGACGUGCAGAGACUCCUGUGCCAGAUCCUGAGGAUGCAGCGGCUGCAGGAGCAGGGCAGAUGAGCCCCUGCCAGCACGGGUGGCACAGGGACGGGGGGACAGGUCUGUCACAGCACCCUGUGUGUCCCUUUGCUUCUCAGGGCACCCAGCCCACCCCCAGCACAGCAGCAAUAAAGUUAUUUAUAGUCACACUAA